Molecule: messenger RNA, 3425 nt
Organism: Schistocerca gregaria
Lineage: Eukaryota; Metazoa; Arthropoda; Insecta; Orthoptera; Acrididae
Exons: 2
Coding region: 1988-3220 (410 amino acids)
Source: RefSeq, a predicted model, not a curated record
AGAGCAGGUAAACGUUAUAGUGAUAAACUCCAGUUGUGGUUAAACUUUGGCAGUUUAGGGAAUACAAAUUGAUGGGAUUGCUGGAACUCGUUAUUACAGUUGUUGAUAUGUGGCUUAUAUUUUUUAUGCCCUGACAUAAUCCAUCAGUUUUGAUGGGUAGGAGGAGAGGGCCUCAUGAAUAUGACCUUAUCGUCUCAUUCUCACAUGCCCCUUUCAGCCAAGUACCUUCAGUGUUUCAAACACAACAGUGUGAGUGUCCUAAUAUUUUUCCGGCAUAUCCCUCUUUAUUCACCAAAGCAGCAAGAUAAAAACUCCUGAAACAUGGAUAUAGAUUUUUUUUUUAAACAUGUCAGUUGCUAAUAUGUGGAAUUUUGGCUCCUGAUGGAAAGUAAAGUAAUAAACAGCACUUCAGUACUCUUAUAGUUUAAUAUUUUUCUCCAUUAAAUUAUUUUAAUUUCAAAUUUUAUUACAAACUUGGCAUUGACUUCGUCAUAAAAAUCUGCUAGCCUAUAUGGAAGUGUUGAAGAUUAGACAAUUUUUUUGUGUACCUUUAUGAUAGUCAACAUAGGUGAAAUGAGAGUUGUGAAGUCAUUGCAGGGUAUGUAAUUACAUUGCUGAUAUUAAGUUCAGACAGUAUUGUAGACUCUGCCAAAACCUACUUGCAGUCUCAAUGUCACAAAACUUUGAUGGCUCUUUUGUAACGGAUGUUUAUGGUGUUGUUGUUGUUGUGGUCUUCAGUAUGGAGACUAGUUUGAUGCAGCUCUCGAAGCUGCUGUACCCUGUGCAAGCCUGUUAAUCUCUGACUAACUGCUAUCUGCAUCAUUUUGAACCUGCUCAAUAUAUUCAUCUCUUGGUUGCCCUCUAUGACUUUUACCCACCACUCUUCCCUCCAGUGCUGACUUUGUGAUUUGUUUGUCUCAGAAUGUGUCCUAUCAACCGAUUCCUUUUUCUUGUCAGUUUCUGCCACAAAUUUCUUUUCUCCUGAAUUCUAUUAAUUGGUCACUUAUUCUGACCAUCUAAUGUUGAGCAUUCUUAUGUAGCACCACAUUUCAAAAGCCUCUAGGCCUACUCCCUUUUUGUGUAACUUUUUACUGUAUAUAUUUCGCUUCCAUUCAUGGCAACACUCCAUGCUUAGGAAAGGACUUCCUAUCACUUAAAUCUAUAUUCGAUGUUAACAAAGUUCUCUCGUCCAGCAAUGAUCAUCUUGUGGUAGCCAGUCUCCUUCUUAUAUUUGCUCCUUAUUGAUCAUCAUCAGUUCUAUUGCUGUGCAGACAGCAAAACUUGUGUGCUACUUAGUGUCUCAUUUCUAAUUCUCUGAGCAUCACCUGAUUUAAUUCGACUACAUUCCAUUAUCCUUGUUUUGCUUUUCUUGGUGUUCAUCUUAUAUCUUCCUUCCAAGGCACUGUCUAUUCUGUCAGCUGCUCUUCCAGAUCCUAUGCUGUAUUUGACAUAAUUACAAUGUCAUCAGCAAAUCGCAAAGUUUUUAUUUCCUCUCACUGAACUUUAAUCCCUUCUCCAAAUUUUUCUUUAGUUUCCUUUACUGAUUGUACAAGUUACAGACUGAACAACAUUGGGGAUAGCUUACAAACCUGUCUCACUCCCUUCUUAACCAUUGCUUUCAUUUUAUGCCCCUCAACUCUUGUAACUGCCAUCUGGCUUUUGUACAAGGUGCAACUAACUUUGUGCUACCUGUAUUUUACCCCUAUUACCUCCAAAAUCCUCCCCCCAUGAACCAUGGACCUUGCCGUGUGUGGGGAGGCUUGUGUGCCUCAUCGAUACAGAUAGCCGUACCGUAGGUGCAACCACAACGGAGGGGUAUCUGUUGAGAGGCCAGACAAACGUGUGGUUCCUGAAGAGGGGCAGCAGCCUUUUCAGUAGUUGCAGGGGCAACAGUCUGGAUGAUUGACUGAUCUGGCCUUGUAACAAUAACCAUGAUGAGAUAAAAGAAAUUAUUCAGGUAGUGAAGGGAGACGAAAAUUUAAUAGUCAUGGGUGACUGGAAUUCAACAGUAGGAAAAGGGAGAGAAGGAAACAUAGUAGGUGAAUAUGGAUUGGGGCUAAGAAAUGAAAGAGGAAGCCGUCUGUUAGAAUUCUGCACAGAGCACAACUUACUCAGAGCUAACACUUGGUUCAAGAAUCAUAAAAGAAGGUUGUAUACAUGGAAAAAUCCCGGAGAUACUAAAAGGUAUCAGAUAGAUUAUAUAAUGGUAAGACAGAGAUUUAGGAACCAGGUUUUAAAUUGUAGGACAUUUCCAGGGGCAGAUGUGGACUCUGACCACAAUCUAUUGGUUAUGAACUGUAGAUUAAAACUGAAGAAAUUGCAAAAAUGUGGGAAAUUAAGGAGAUGGGACCUGGAUAAACUGACUAAACCAGAGGUUGUACAGAGUUUCAGAGAGAGCAUAAGGGAACAAUUGACAGGAAUGGGGGAAAGAAAUACAGUAGAAGAAGAAUGGGUAGCUCUGAGGGAUGAAGUAGUGAAGGCAGCAGAGGAUAAAGUAGGUAAAAAGACGAGGACUACGAGAAAUCCUUGGGGAACACAAGAAAUAUUGAAUUUAAUUGAUGAAAGGAGAAAAUAUAAAAAUGCAGUAAAUGAAGCAGGCAAAAAAGAAAACAAACAUCUCAAAAAUGAGAUCGACAGGAGGUGCAAAAUGGCUAAGCAGGCAUGGCUAGAGGACAAAUGUAAGGAUGUGGAGGCUUAUCUCACAAGGGGUAAGAUAGAUACAGCCUACAGGAAAAUUAAAGAGACUUUUGAAGAAAAGAGAGCCACUUGUAUGAAUAUCAAGAGCUCAGAUGGAAACCCGGUUCUAAGCAAAGAGGGAAAAGCAGAAAGGUGGAAGGAGUAUAUAGAGGGUCUAUACAAGGGUGAUGUACUUGAGGACAAUAUUAUGGAAAUGGAAGAGGAUGUAGAUGAAGAUGAAAUGGGAGAUUCGAUACUGCGUGAAGAGUUUGACAGAGCACUGAAAGACCAGAGUCGAAACAAGGCUCCGGGAGUAGACAACAUUCCAUUAGAACUACUGACGGCCUUGGGAGAGCCAGUCCUGACAAAACUCUUCCAUCUGGUGAGCGAGAUGUACGAGACAGGUGAAAUACCCUCAGACUUCAAGAAGAAUAUAAUAAUUCCAAUCCCAAAGAAAGCCGGUGUUGACAGAUGUGAAAAUUACCAAACUAUCAGUUUACUAAGUCACAGCUGCGAAUUCCUUACUGACGAAUGGAAAAACUGAUAGAAGCCGACCUCGGGGAAGAUCAGUUUGGAUUCCGCAGAAAUGUUGGAACACGUGAGGCAAUACUGACCCUACGAAUCUUAGAAGAAAGAGUUAGGAAAGGCAAACCUACGUUUCUAGCAUUUGUAGACUUAGAGAAAGCUUUUGACAAUGUUGACUGGAAUACUCUCUUUCAAAUUCUAAAGGUGACAGGGGUAAAAUACAG